AUGCGGGAAAGGAACAACCUUAUUCUACAACGGUGAAACGAAUUGCAUAAAUCCUGGGUUACUAAACUACUGACUAGGUAUAUUUACGGAACUAUUGACAACAAAGUCAAACGUAUAGCAUUCAAAUUCUCUACUGGGAAACAGAAGUAGCCUGCUGGACCAAAAAAGUUUUUUUUUCUUCCACCCCUCCCUUCCUUCCCACCUUCCUUCCUCUGGACCAAAAACUACGCGGAAUUCUGGAGGAGCUACUGAAGUCACAGUGUCAAAGCAUGCGUUGCCAGUAUUUCAAAUCCACAAAGUGAUCACACUUGGAAAUUUGUCCCCUAUAUGUGACCGUUAUUAAAAACAAUUUACAUAAAAUAUAGCCUAGCAGUGCGCGCUCUCGGUGAAGCGCAGCAUCAGCACCAGUAACUGAUGCGCGUCCCCGUCCCGGCAGAGGCUACCCGAGAUCCCGGGAAGAGGAGUUGGAACUGCGCGAGUUAAAGUUGGGAAAAGGGGGGUGAAAGGAUGCUACCGUGCCCUGUGGAGAGGAGAACACAAUCUACGAUCUAAUUAACAGAGCAUGUGCGGAGACGCUUGUCCUCUGUAAAGGAUGAUUUGCAAAAUAUUGAGCAUAAGCCUUUUAUUUUGGGGUUUUCAAGAGUGCUCAUCACAUGAAUGUGUUGAUCCCUUGGUAUCUUCGCUCUAUGCCAACUCCUUCUUGGCCUCUUCCAGAUAUAACUUUUUGUACUCAGCCAACUUUGCCAAAUUGUAUGGAAGCAGUGGCUGGUCCCCGUCCCCCCGGGACAGACAGCCCUGGCUGCAGAUCGACCUGAAGAGGAAGUACCGCAUCCAGGCCAUCGCCACUCAGGGCACCUUCAAUUCCUAUGACUGGGUCACCAAGUACACCCUUCUCUAUGGAGACCGCCCCGACUCCUGGACACCCUACGUCAUGAAAGGAGGAAAUUCGACGAUGCCUGGGAACUGGAACUACCACCAGGUGAAGAGGAAUGUGUUCCACUACGCCUUCACAGCCAAACACAUCCGCCUCCUGCCCCUGGGGUGGAACACAGAGAAUGGAGGCAAGAUCGGUGUCAGGCUGGAGGUGUUUGGCUGUGCUUACGACUCUUACGUGAUGCAGAUGAACGGGGACGACUCUGUAGCCUACAUGUUCCCAGGGAAGAGGUUCCGGACCCUGCAGGACCAUUUUGCCGUGAACUUUAAGACCCUGGAGCAGGACGGGCUGCUGCUACACAGUGAGGGAGUCCAGGGAGACAUCUUGACCCUGGAGCUGAAGAAAGGACGCCUCGUUCUCACCAUCGGCCUAGGAAGCAGUACGGUCAACCAGGUGGACGGUCGGACCACAAUGACCGUUGGCAACAUACUCGAUGACCAGCACUGGCAUUACGUCACCAUCAAGCGCUUCGGUCGACAGGUCAACUUCACAGUGGACGCCCACACAGAGACGGCGAUCUGCAAUGGCGAUUUCACCUACAUAGACCUGGACACUCAGUUGUAUGUGGGGGGAGUGAUUGAGCCCAAUGUACCCCACCUCCCAGAGGUUCCUAACUUCCGUGGCUGCCUGGAGAACGUCUUCAUCAACGGGAUCAACAUCAUCAACAUGGCCCAGGACCAGGAGCCUGAGAUACGCAUCCCUCGGCAGAAAAAGAUGCACUACGCGUGCCGUGACAUUCUGUGGAAACCCAUGACCUUCGCCGGGCCCAACAACUACCUGCAGGUGCCUGGGUUCUUCAGGAAGCCUCGGAUGUUUGUCAAGUUUAAGUUCCGUUCCUGGGACUACACAGGCCUGCUGAUGUUCACACGCUUUGCUGACGACCUGGGAGCCUUGGAGCUGGGCCUGAGUGAGGGACAGGUCAAUGUCACACUCUUUCAGCCAGGCAAGAAGAAACUACAGUUCGCAGCAGGUUACCGUUUGAAUGAUGGUUUCUGGCACACCGUAGACGUAGCAGCCAGGGACAACCUACUGUCCAUCACCAUAGAUGAGGAGGAGGGCUCUCCACUAAAAAUCACCAACCCUUUCACUGUUCGCACAGGGGACCGCUACUUCUUUGGAGGGUGUCCGAAGACUAACAACACGAUCAGGAAGUGUGAGACCAAGCUGAACCACUUCCACGGCUGCAUGCAGCAGAUCUUUAUCGACAACGAGCCGGUGGACAUCGACAUCAUCCUGCAGCGACGCUGGGGACGCUACGCUGAACUGUUGUUGGGCACCUGUGGCAUCACUGACAGAUGUACUCCAAACCCCUGUGAACACGAGGGCAGAUGUAUCCAGUCCUGGGAUGACUUCAUAUGUCUGUGUGAGAACACAGGCUACAAAGGGGAGGUGUGCCAUAUGUCUGUCUACAAAGAGUCUUGUGAGGCCUACAGACUCACUGGUAAAUCCUGGUCAGGCAAUUACACCAUAGACCCUGAUCUGAGCGGACCCUUGAAACCAUUUGAGGUGUACUGCAAGAUGAAAUCCGACAAGGCAUGGACGUUGGUGAUGCAUGACCGUAUCGACGGCACCAAGGUGACCGGUAGCACGGUGGACCGUCCUUUCAUAGGAGACGUCAACUACUGGAACGCCUCCUGGGACGAGGUCACAGCACUGGCCAACACCUCCAUGUACUGUGAACAGUGGAUCGACUACUCCUGCUACAAGUCACGCAUCCUCAAAACGCCCAAUGGGAGACCGUACAGUUUCUGGAUUGGUCGAAAUAACGAGAGUCACGAGUACUGGGGCGGGGCUUUCCCUGAGAGUGGGAAGUGUGGCUGUGCUAUAAACCAGACCUGCACUGACGCCAGGUUUCACUGUAACUGUGACGCUGACUACCGCCAAUGGUACUCGGACAAGGGCUAUCUGAUGUGGAAGGACCACCUCCCAGUGAGGAAGGUGGUGGUGGGGGACACCAACAGGACCGGGUCAGAGGCCCACUUCAGUCUCGGGCCCCUACGUUGCCACGGCGACAGGAGCAUCUGGAACACCAUAUCGUUCACCAAGCCCACUUACAUCGAGUUCCCCACCUUCAGGCCAGGCAGCACCGUUGACAUCUCCUUUCACUUUAAAACCUACCGCCCCCACGGAGUCUUCCUGGAGAACUCAGACGACUGGCUCCGUAACUUCAUACGCAUUGAGCUCAACACCACCCAGAACCUCGUCUUCAUAUUCAUGGUGGGAGACGGCAUCCUCAAUGUGACGCUACGGUCACCGGUGCCUCUAAACGACAAUGAGUGGCACUUUGUCCAGGCAGAGCUCAACGUGAAGUUGGCCAGGAUCAAGGUGGACUACCAGCCAUGGGCUGUGAGACGCUUCCCUGGCCAGACCUUUGUCACCAUGAAGUUCACCCACCCUCUCCUCGUGGGCGCAGCCAAUCGCACACUGUGGCCGUUCCUGGGCUGUCUCCGAGGGUUACGAAUGAACGGUAUAACUCUUGACUUGGAAGGGAAAGCGAAUGAAGAACAGGGUAUACGGCGGAACUGUACGGGCCAGUGUCUGAACGCGACCAUACCGUGUCGAAACGCUGCCCAGUGUAUCGAGGGCUACGCAGCCUACACCUGUGAUUGCGGCAACACUGCCUUCGACGGAUUCUACUGCCACAAAGACAUUGGGGCCUACUUUGAGAUAGGUUCGUGGUUGCGCUACAACAUCAGAAAGAAGCCUACAACCAAUGAGGAGUGGUGGGCUAACUGGCUGGAUCCCCACUACCACAACUUCAGCCUGGGCUACAACGACACCAGUGAUGAGAUAGAGUUCAGCUUCAGUACCUUCCAGACCCCGGCUGUACUACUCUACAUCAGCUCAUUUGUCCAGGACUACAUGGCUGUCAUCCUGAAGAAAGACGGAACCUUAGACAUGAGGUAUAGGUUGGGGUUGAUUACCCACAAGUACCAGCUGUCCUUCAGGAACCUGGCAGAUGGAUACCCCCACUAUGUCAACAUAACCAGACACAACAGGACCAUCAGGACACAGGUGGACUACAUGGAGCCGAUAGUGGAGAAGAUCACCCUAGUGGAGGAUGGCAGGUUUGACUCACCCAAGAACAUCUUCCUGGGGAGAGUGAUGGAGGUGGGUGAAAUUGACUAUGAGAUCCAGAGGCAUAACAGUCCUGGUCUGGUGGGCUGUAUAUCUGGGGUGAGGUACAACAUCUACGCCCCUCUCAAGACCCUCUUCCGGCCCAACGAGACGGAACCGCCGGUCACCGUGCAUGGCUUCGUCUCCGAGUCUAACUGUGGGGCCUUCCGUCCUGUCCAUGGAUAUGUCCCCUGGGAGGCGGACCCCUGGUUCACUUCUAUAGAAUACAUCUAUAUCCAUGAUGACCUAGGCCUGUUUUGGUUGACAGUUGUUGUCAUCGCGGCCGUGAUAUUGCUGUUCAUAGGUCUGUACAGCAUCUACAUCUAUCUGUACCGGUACAAGGGCAGCUACCACACCAACGAGCCCAAGAACUUCCUGGAGUCCCCUGGAGGCAGCAGCUCCAGACCCCUGACAGGGACCCUGGAGAAGAAGCGACUUCCAGAGAUAGAGGAAGACUUUCGGAGUGACUAGCCUCAGGCUGGGGA
Coregonus clupeaformis (lake whitefish) is the source of this 4536-nucleotide messenger RNA. RefSeq names its product contactin-associated protein 1-like. Bases 593 to 4522 code for a protein of 1309 amino acids. The record is from RefSeq and is a predicted model, not a curated record. NCBI's taxonomy places the organism in Eukaryota, Metazoa, Chordata, Actinopteri, Salmoniformes, Salmonidae. The transcript has 24 exons.